Molecule: messenger RNA, 793 nt
Organism: Nicotiana attenuata
Lineage: Eukaryota; Viridiplantae; Streptophyta; Magnoliopsida; Solanales; Solanaceae
Exons: 2
Coding region: 73-372 (99 amino acids)
Biological process (GO): regulation of mitotic cell cycle spindle assembly checkpoint
Cellular component (GO): anaphase-promoting complex
Source: RefSeq, a predicted model, not a curated record
CUCAAAAAGUACAUAGAAACAGAGUGAGCAAAGCAGGAGCAGAGAGUGGGGAAGAAAGGAAAGGAAAAGAAAAUGUUGCAGUAUCCAUCGUUCAUGUUACAGUAUCCUUGUUCUACUCGGAUCAUUCCGACGUCGUUUUUGCUACCAGCGCAGUGGCCCCAGCCUCAGAGCGACGAGCUUCUCCUUGCUAUGGAGGAAUCUGAUUUUGAAGAAAAGUGUAAUGAAAUCAGAAAGAUGAACAGCAACUUAGUUGUAAUUGGGAAGACUAACAUAGAUAAUGAUAAAGAAGACUUUGACAAUGAAGCAGACGAUGAUGAUGCAGACAAUGGCGAGGAGUCAGAAGGUGAUGACUUUGAGCAGGAAACUGGUUGACAUGCCUUGAUUUGUUUCCUGUAUCUGUAUGUGCGGUCUAUCUACGGUAAUGCUUCGUGGUUCAUGGUUUGGACUAAGUUUUAAAAAUUUCUGAACAGUAUCUGGAUAUUAGUUGCUCAAGUGUUUUGUAGCCAAGGAGAGAUGGUUGGCAUUUCCCUGGUAGGAACGGAAAGAGCCAUCAGUCUUUCUGGCAGAAGAAUCAUAUAUGAAGAACUUGAUCUUUGUUUAUGUAUUUUGGAUGAUACAGCUACUCAAGAUUUUAAUCUCUACAUUACUUUGAAAGAGGAGAUCUGUUUUAUAUGCUGUUAGUUUCUUGUUCUAUCCAUAAAGUAUACAACAGAAGAUACAACGUUUGUUCUUUAACUUCGAUUGUACAAUAGUUUACUACCAUUAUCCAUUACGCUGUAACUUUGAAAAACGA